This is a messenger RNA of Cajanus cajan (pigeon pea), 1130 nucleotides long. RefSeq names its product protein MIZU-KUSSEI 1. The record is from RefSeq and is a predicted model, not a curated record. Gene Ontology annotation, biological process: hydrotropism. NCBI's taxonomy places the organism in Eukaryota, Viridiplantae, Streptophyta, Magnoliopsida, Fabales, Fabaceae.
GAGUGGAUGGGCAGUUAAGAAAAGGGAAAAGAAUCUAUUUAAAGCAUGGAGAGUUGGCAUGGUGAAGCCGUAGGCAGAGAAAUAGGAUCUCAAGACAAUCCCAAGCCGCAAAACCGAGAGUUGAAAGAAAAGCCACCCUCCCUUCCUCUCUCAUGGCACUGAUCUUCUCUUCCUGCAGCUUCCAAUGGGAGAGCCAAGAUCUGCAUCACCACCACCACCGCCACCACCGCCACUCCCCAUCUCCCUCGUCCAACCCUCCCGCAGGAAGCGCCAGAAGCCUAAAAUGGUUCGCAUGUUCCGCUCCGUCUUCCGCUCCCUCCCCAUCAUAACCCCCUCCUGCAGGUUCCCCGCCAUCCCCGCCACCGAAGGCCACCAACACCACCACCACCAGAAGAGCCUCAACAGCGUCAACAGCGGCGCCAAGGUCUCCGGCACCCUGUUCGGGCGGCGCAAGGGCCGCGUGAGCCUCUCGGUGCAGGAGAACCCCAAGUGCCUCCCCUCCAUGGUGGUGGAGCUCUCCAUGCAGACGAGCGCGCUGCAGAAGGAGAUAGCGAACGGCAUGGUGAGGAUUGCGCUUGAGUGCGAGAAGCGAGCGGAUAAGGACAAGACGAAGAUCGCGGACGAACCCCUCUGGACCAUGUAUUGCAAUGGCAAGAAGUGCGGGUACGGCGUUAGAAGAGAGGCCACCGAGGAGGAUUUGUAUCUGAUGGAGCUUCUUAAAGCUGUCUCCAUGGGCGCCGGCAUGCUUCCUUUGAGAGCUGACGUCGUCGACGACGCCGGAGAGGUUGCCUACAUGCGAGCCCCUUACGAGCACGUUGUUGGCUCCAGGGAUUCUGAGACUCUCUACAUGUUGAGUCCAGACCAGGUCACUAGUGGCCCCGACAUUACUAUAUUUUUUGUCAGGAUUUAAUUAAGGAUAAUUAAUAUUGCUUUUCUUUUUCUUUUUCUUUUAUGAGGUGGUGGUGAUUUAAUAUCUGUACAUGUAUGAGUUAGGAUUCAUCAUUCAUGCAACCCCGGCCCGGAUCCAUGUAUUAGGCCAGUAGUCCACGUACGUUGUUAAUUAAUUCUAUGUAUGUACUCUACACUCAUGCAUUAGCAUUCAUGUUAUAUGUAUAUUCCCUCUUCCUUAA